Clunio marinus is the source of this 189-nucleotide messenger RNA. The record is from the annotation of a GenBank genome assembly. Lineage: Eukaryota; Metazoa; Arthropoda; Insecta; Diptera; Chironomidae.
AUGAUUCAAUUGAAAACUGAUACUGAAUGUCCUGAAACCACAAGCUUUUAUACCUUAAAAUCGCUUGAAAAUUUUCUUGAUUGCCUUCUUGGAACUUUUACGAAGCAAAUUCAAUCAUCAAUUGCACGAUUUAUAGCGAAGUCUCAGGGUCAGUCAGAUUCAUUUAAGGAGAUAAAUUUUGAGAUGUAA